Molecule: messenger RNA, 1944 nt
Organism: Octopus bimaculoides (California two-spot octopus)
Lineage: Eukaryota; Metazoa; Mollusca; Cephalopoda; Octopoda; Octopodidae
Product: P-selectin
Molecular function (GO): calcium ion binding
Source: RefSeq, a predicted model, not a curated record
AUUUAUUCGAAUAGAAUGUGUGUCUUUGCUUAUUUAAACAUCAAACUUCUUUUGCUGUCUCUUCCAGAUAUUGAACAUUUAAUAUCCAGCUCGAUCCUUUUGAGCGCCGAAGCAAAUCCGAAGAAAUUAACACCCCAGUUACCUGCAGGUGUUUUACCGAAUACCGACCAGUGCUGGCACAUCAAAGCAAGUUCGGCACCUGUCAUUAACUUAAAGAUUCAAAUCCUGGAAUUCAAGGCAGGAACAUCUGGUUACAUGUUCAUAAGCUUUGGCAAUAUCUCGGACAUUGUUGCGAAUUUCACUUCUUUGGACAUGACCACAUUGCUAAUUUCUAAUUCUAAAGACGUACAUGUAUGUCUGCAUACUAACACCGGCGAACAACAAGGAGAUUUCGUCCUUUACUACAGCGAAGGCUGUGAUAUCCAACUGGAAUCAAAUCUUGUAAGUAUCAGUUCUCCUGGAUACAACUGGAUAGAACCUAACAACAGUGUCACUGCCAAAAACGUCAGGUGUAAAUGGACGGUUCCAGAAUACAAAGUCUACAACAGGAGGUUUGGGUUAAUAAUUCAAGACGUUUACCGUGUAAACAACGAGACUUUAGUGGUCACCUAUGAAGACAAAAGUGCAAGCGCAAUCGGUGAUAACGUAUCUAUAAUACUAUCAGGAAAUUCAGUGGUUGACAUACAAUUCAAAUCGCUAGCUUCAGGAACAAAUGAAAGAUUUUCAGCUUUAGUCGCUGCGGAUUGCCCAUCCCUAGAAAACACAGUGUUUACAAGACUCCCAGGAGACAGUACAGAUAAGAAAUUUACCGAAUUUGGAAGCACGGUGCAAGCGACUUGUAAGCCUGGCUAUUCAUUCAACCAAACUAAUGCACAAAAUACUCAAAUGAUAAUCACAUGCCUAAUAGGCGGAUAUUGGAAUGUUAGUCAACAUUGCCAAAGAGUUAUAUGCGGUGAUGCUCCAGUUGUUGCGAAUGGAUUUGUGGCAAGUUCAUCAGGCGUGAAAUAUGGCUCCAUGGCCUAUUACAAGUGUGUAAAUGGAUUUCUAAUAAAUGGGCUAACUAUAGCUCUGUGCCAGACAAAUGGUCAGUGGAGUAAAGCCCCAACCUGCAGCAAGGCGACCUGCCCAGCAAUUCCAAACACCCCUCACCUGACCAUCGAUGCCAGCGAUGCCAAUAGAUAUAACUCAGUCGUAAAUUUUUCUUGCGCUAGUGGUUACACGGUUGAUGGUUCCAUAAAGAUUUUUUGCGGAAUGGACGGGAAAUGGUCGAAACCCAUCCCUACAUGUAAAGAAAUCAAAUGUGUCGUUCCUAUUACUUCGUACUUUAAUACCCCUGAUAAAGUCGUCCCGUAUCAGAGUGUCAUAGUUUUCAAAUGUCCAAAGGGUUUUGUGAUUGAAAACUUGAAUAAGAGUACCACAGGUGUCAUAUGCAAUGAAAGGGGUACCUUUGGUUCCCCUCCAAAGUGUGAAGAUUACAAUGAAUGUCAAGCGAACCCUUGCAAACAGAACGAAGUUUGUUCUAAUACUGAGGGAAGCCACAGGUGUGACUGUCGGAAAGGUUUUCAUAGAGUGAACGGCGUUUGUACAGAUAUAGAUGAAUGCAGCACAGGUAUGCAUCUUUGUGAACAAAUCUGCAAGAAUACACAGGGCAGUUAUCAAUGUGAAUGCCAGGAAGGCUAUACGAAACACUCAGUGGAUAUAACAGAGUUUAUCAAUAAUACACAUAUUAUUAACCAGAUGGCAGUCUAUUGUAAAAAAAUUAGAUGCCCAACUCCUAUGAUUCCUAAUACAGGAAACAAUAUAAUAUCGCCGCGGCAGCAUUACUUUUACAAUGAUAAAGUAAAAUACAGUUGUAAUUUUGGUUAUGUAGUCUCUGGAACGGACACUAUUAUUUGUACAUCUUCCGGUACUUGGAGCUACAGGCCAGCAUGCACACGUAUGUAA